AUGUUUGCUCGCAGGCAAUACGUUCGACAAGCCGCUCACUUCAACAUCGGUACGGCCUCUCCAAUGGAUGAAUUGGUUGACGAAAGGGAAGAGCAUUACCGAAAUGUGAAUGAAGAACUUAACGAAAAGGCAUCACGGCUAAUAGAAGAAGCCAAUAGCUUAAUUCAUAAUGUGACAUUGUCGGUCGCCACGCCAAUAUCUGACCAACCAUCAACAGUGGAAGCCUCACAGCCAAAACCAAAUGUCUCCACAGCGGAAGCUGACAGUUGCGGUAACGUUUCAAAUGAGGAUCACUUGCCUGAGGUGAUUUCUAAACUCGGAACGAACGCGAAGACCCGGUACCUAGUAGCAAAAGUGCGUGUACUGGAGGAGGAGAAUGCGAAGCUUCAGGUGGAGGUUCGCUCUUCGCAUGACGAAAUCGCAAAACUCUCAAGUCAGCUGCAGGAGGUGAGUCAGGAGAGGGCCCAGCUGCGGCGUCAGCUGACACAGAACUCCUCCCACCUCGAGCGUCUGCGUGUGGACGUGGAUGAGGCGAAGCGGCGCACCGAGACCCUGGCGCUAGAGAAGACGUCCAUGGAGCGCGAGCUGGAGGUUGGGCGUCGUGAGAGGGAGAAGGAGAAGGCGGGUGCCCGGGCAACCGACGCCAAGCUCCAGCGUGCUCUGGACGAGUCCGAGCGGCUUCGUGGUGACCUUGAGCGGGCUCGCGCCGAUGCCGACGCGGCAAGGCGUCAGACGGAGUCGCUAACCAACGAGAAUCGACGCCUGGAGCGACAAAAAGCCGAGCUUAUAUCUGGCUUCAAGAAGCAAAUGAAACUGAUUGAUGUACUUCGACGACAAAAGGUAGUAAUGUGCAACAGCGGUGUCGGCGACACUCCAACGGUGGACCACUUGUCCUCCCUGCCCCCACCUCCACACCCCCCCGGGAAGCUGGUGCGACAGGGCGCCGAGGCGCGCAUCUACGCGGUGCCCGACGGUCACCUCUCGUCGCUGCCGCAGGUGUCGUGCAUCGUGAAGGAGCGCUUCGUGAAGACGUACCGCCACCCGGCGUUGGACGCGUCGUUGUCGUUGCAGCGGAUGCGCGCUGAGGCUCGCCAACUCGUGAAGUGCCGUCAACUCGGCUUGCCGGUGCCGGCUCUACUGCUAGUCAACAUGGCACGUCGACAGCUCUGGCUGGAGGACGUUUGCACACCGCACGGGAUGUCUCUCGGUGAUUGGCUCCGUGCUCUGCUGGAUACCACAGCGGUGGAUGCUCUGGGCAAGCAGGAGCACCUCGACAGAAUGGCUCUAAAGUUGGGCCAGCUGUUAGCGAAGAUGCACGCCAACAACGUCAUCCACGGAGACCUCACCACCGCCAACAUCCUGGUGCAGAUGGAUGACCCAGAGAACAAGUUCUCCAACUAUCACCUCUACCUAAUCGAUUUUGGGCUUUCCUCGAUCAACCACCGUACCGCGGCUAACUUCCACGACGAAGAGGUGGCAGUAGACCUCUACGUCCUCGAACGAGCCUUGAUUAGUUCGCUGGCGACUAGGACCGAUGACGUCAGCGAGGAGCCAAAGUUUUCCUUCACGCCAGAGGGUUUCUUUGAGUCACUGAUUGCCGCCUAUACGGAAGCCUAUCCGUUGGAGGUCGUGCGUAGACCCUUCGAUCCAACGCGGACCAGUGAACAGGAGACUGGUAAAAAGAAGCGGCCACGUCAGGAUCCGAAAUCACGAGCACCCACCCACGAAGACGGCGUUAUGGAGGUCAAAGGAGUGCUAAAUACUCUUAAGGAGGUCGAAGCAAGGGGAAGGAAGCGCUUGAUGAUUGGCUAA
This is a messenger RNA of Mesocestoides corti, 1812 nucleotides long. The record is from the annotation of a GenBank genome assembly. NCBI's taxonomy places the organism in Eukaryota, Metazoa, Platyhelminthes, Cestoda, Cyclophyllidea, Mesocestoididae.